UUUCGGUUUGAUUAUUUUCGUCUCUCGGUCUAUCAAAAAUUAAAACUGCUUAUUUGAGAAUUGUGCACAACAUACUUGUUCAAUUGACAUUAAAACCUUAAAAAUGUCUAGCGACGAGCACCACGAAGAGGUUGUGGAAAUCGUAGAGGAAGACAGUUUGAAUUAUAUCGCAGAAGAUUCGGAUGUAACAUGCACGAUUUGUCAAGCGGAGUUUUUGGACCCUGAGGACCUGAAAAUACACAUACAGCAGCUUCAUAAAGGAAAAGGAACGCAACAAUGUUAUUUUUGUCCACAAAUGUAUACAGAUUUAAUGGAUUUCGCUGAGCAUUUUCGUGAUAAACAUCUUGCGAACUUAUUUUACUGUAUGUACUGUCUACGAUCUUUUAAGAAUGAGAAAGAGUAUAAAUUGCAUGAUAAGAAGCACAAACGAGGUACUAAGUCGACAUACAGUUGCGCUAUGUGCAGCGAGAGGUAUGGGAGUCUCUGGGAUUUGCGAAAACAUGAUCUAAUGUUUCACGAAGAUAGCGACGAAGGUUACGUGAUCCAGAAUCUCCUUCCUUACUUGUCCGCGGUGUUGAAAUGCAAGGCAGUUACUGCUUUACUUGCUCAUCAUAAGCCCACAGUGCAUACUUGUAUGAGCUGUCAUUAUACUACAACGGAACUGGAUGAUAUUAUAGAGCACUCCCGUAAUAAGAAGUGUAAAUGCUACGUGUGUUAUAAGUGUACUAAUGUCUAUAAAAAGAAAUCUGCAUUGCAAUCCCAUUUGGAGAAAGUCUGCGAGAAAUUAAAGCCCUACGGACGUGUCAAGUGUCCCGAUUGUAAGGUUAUUUACAAUUCUUUAGUGUUUUCAAAGCAUAAGAAAGUUUGUAACAUUAUUAUAUGCUUUACGUGUGGGACACAGUAUCCUUCUAUGUACGAGUUGACCGAACACCAAUCUAAGGAUCAUCCGUUGUCUAUAGAAUUAGCUACAUGCAAGUUCUGCUGGAAGCAAUGCGUUGGUACGGUCGCUUUAGACAAGCAUAUUGAAAGGACUCACAAACCACACUUGCACCUGUAUAAAUAUCUAUGCACUUAUUGCAAGAUGCCUUUUAACCAUCCGCAGAAGUUAUUUGCACACUAUUUUACGAUGCACAAAGAUAUAGAACCUUACACUUGCAAAAUUUGUUCCAAAAAGUUUCGAAUAAGAAAGCAAUUUACUUUGCAUAUAAAACUGGAACACAAAAGCAUCGGGUUUGUUGAGUUCGAUGAGAAUUAUCAUGUGUUUUUCACUGAGAAGAAGUCUGAAAAUCCUUUUAUCCCUAAAAGUCUGUAUGAGAAUGAGAAUGAGAAGCAGACUGCAGAAAACUCUGACAAUACAAACAUGUCUAUUCUAAACAUAAAUUCAGAAAUAUCAGAAACUGAAGGUAAUCAGACAGAAACUAGUUUACUAGUGCCCAAAAAACGGAAAAGAGGUCCUGCUAAAGGCCGUAAAAAGACUCAAAAUGUUAUAACUAUAUUGUCAUCGGACGAUGAACCUUUAGAAGUUUUACGAAAGAAAACUGAGCCAGUACAGAAUACAAUGGUGACCAGUUGGAAGAAGAAGCAGCAGGCGAUUAACAAAAAGCGAUUUACUUGCACUAUUUGUAACAAAUACUGCUACACAUACCAAAAUUACAACCACCAUGUCAGUCUCCAUUCGAAAAAUGACUACAAAAAAUGUAUUAAAUGCUCCAAAGUUUUCCGUAGCAAAGAGAAACUUAACAGACAUAUGAACACUGAACAUUCAUCUUCUAAACUGACUGAUACUCUAAAAACUAUGUUAGAAAAACGCAAAAAAGGCGAAAGCAUCACCGAUAGCUUGCCUAUGUCUGAAAGAUUCAGACGAACUAUCAAAAAGGUUCACUGUGAAAAUACAGGCGCUGUAGCAAACAUAAAACAAGUCGAAGAUGGUCUUUCAGUGCAAAAGUUUAUUGAGAACUUCAUGCCCGAAGAAAAUAGAUCCGAAAGUCCAAUAGACAAUACUGUUACAAUUAAAACGGUGAGCGGAAUCGAAAAGAAAUCGACGAUAAAGAUGACCAAGUUCAAUAUAAAGCCGGUGUCUGAUAGCAGGAGAUUGGCGAUGCCGGUUAAGUUUAAAACUAACCAAUUUGCGAAGACAUUAGCUACUAUCCGUUUAGUACAGGCUGUAUCGUAUCAAGAAGACAGUCAGGACAACGAUAGCCAAUCGUAUAACGAAGAAAUGGAUAGAAAUGAAUCAAUUCCAGAAGUAGCGGAAGAAGUAAUGCUUGAAGGCACAGAGGAGACGCCAAAAUCGUCUCAAAUACCGCAUAAAGUUGUCAUACCGAAGCUUCCGACGAUGUAUAAAGACCUUCGAAUCGCGCAUUUGCAUCCCCAAGCGCCAUAUUACAAAAUAGUCACAGUGAAUGAAGUUUUAAACGCUGCCGAAAAGCCGGUUGUCAAAAAAGAAGUAGCCAAUAAAAAAAAUGAUACGAUAAAGUUACCGGACGGGACGAAAUUGGUUACGACCAAUCCCUUAGCUCAUUUGUUAGGUAAGACACCGAUUGAAAAAGUAAUGCAACCAAUGAAAAAUAAAUAUUAUAAGUGCAAGGAGAGGAAUUUGCCCAAAAUGCUAGCUGAGGCUCUAAGUAAUCUGGAUAAACCGCUGGUAAGAAAGAAGAAAGUCAUUGAUGAUACUUUUUCUGAAGCUAGUAGCUAAAGGUCUGUGGUCUCUCGCGAUGUAGUCAUUGGCAGUGCCGUAAUUAUACCGUACGAAGUCGCGGUUGGAAGCUAGUUACGUAUAGUUUUUGAACAGUAAGGAUAUUAUGUUUUGUUUUUAAUGUAUUCAAUGUUUCUUGUUACUCAUUGAAGAAUGUAAUCACAAUUUUAGAUUUCGGGGAACUUUGAAUAGAAAACUUCAGCGUCUUUGUCCGAAACAAAUUAUGUUUUAGUUUUUAUUUAUAAACAUGUAAUCUAGCGGUCGAUUGUAUAAUAUUGUUUAGAGCUUAGGAUAUUAGAUGAAUAGAAAUUUAAACUUUAUCACAAUACUGUAAGGAUGAAAAUCUAUUACAAAAAGUUCACGAGUUGGCGACUGGAUUUUGUCGUAGUCAAUUUUAGGAGUACCGAUCCUGUUGAUUUGUUAUUUUACUUCUUAGUUAUAAAUAUGAAUUUAAUAAUGUUAAUAAACUAUAAAAUACAUGUACAUAAUA
Messenger RNA from Spodoptera litura, 3185 nucleotides. RefSeq lists its product as uncharacterized. Gene Ontology annotation, biological process: regulation of transcription by RNA polymerase II. Gene Ontology annotation, molecular function: DNA-binding transcription factor activity, RNA polymerase II-specific; RNA polymerase II transcription regulatory region sequence-specific DNA binding. Gene Ontology annotation, cellular component: nucleus. Lineage: Eukaryota; Metazoa; Arthropoda; Insecta; Lepidoptera; Noctuidae. The record is from RefSeq and is a predicted model, not a curated record.